ACGAUCGCAUCGAGGAAAAAGUUGGAAGAGACAGACGACACCUCCUCCGAGCUCUUCCUCAGCCAGGCAUACUGUAUCGCAUCAGGUCAAAGCGCAGGAUCGCUUGACGUUACUCACCUUCAAGUUUACCUUCUUUUCAGCUGCCCCGACUCGCCGUUCAUUUCGGCAUCUUUCGGAUUUUCGUCGACGGAACAGGUACCCCUCCUCUCGGUACCAAAGCACCAGAAAGUUGCAAUCGUUUACUCAAGUCUCACAUCGACAUCACGACGACGCGUACGUGAAAGUAUCUACAUUUGAUCCGUUUUUCCUGGAUCAACAGCAUUGUCACAAUCUAGAUCGGAUAGAACCGCACUCUAGACACCACACCUCAAAAUGUCACAACCAAAACCCACAACAACGACCCGCCGUCCCCUGCCAAACCUCCUCUCUCGCUGCUUCGUCGACCUAACCGCUGCCGCGUCCGCCGCCCUCAUCAUCUCCCCCGCAAUCUACAUCAUCGACCGCGCAAUUAUCGAAAACGCAUCCGGCCGUGCCCCGCUAACAACCUCCAUCACCUCUUCCCUCCGCCAAUUCCUCACAACCCCCAUUAAGUUCAUGCGCAACCCGAUGUUCGGACUCGUGUUCAUGGUGUAUGGGGGUACGUACUUGACGGCGAACUCGAUUGAUACGUGGAUGGGAGUGUGGAGGGGGGAGACGGAUAGGUUCGUGGGUGCCGGUGGGGUGGAGAAGUUUGUUGCUACUACUGCGGCGAAUAUCGGGUUAGGGUUGAUUAAGGAUCGGGAGUUGACGAAGGCGUAUGGAGCACAUGGUGCGUCACCAUCACCUCAGACAGCAGCACCGACACGACCACAACCACCAUCCUCGAAAAUAUCCUCAACCAUAUCCCGACAUAUGUCCACAGCCGCCGCGGCGCAACAACGCCGGUUCCCACCCAUGGCUUACGUCCUCUUCACAACCCGUGACUCCCUAACCGUUUUCUCCUCCUUUAACGUUCCCGCCAUGAUCGCGCCAUACACCCCCGGUGGUCUCACAUGCGCGCAACUUCUCACGCCUUGCGCUGUACAAUUCCUCUCGACGCCAUUCCAUCUCUUCGGAUUGUCAUUGUACAACGAACCAGGGCCCAUGCCAACCUCCCAACGACUACAAAAAAUGUCACAGCUGUACCUCAAGAGUACAUUUGCGCGAAUAGGACGGAUUUUGCCGGCGUUUGGAGUGGGCGGAGUUGUGAACAGGAAGGUGCGGAAUACUGGGUUGGAGGCGAUCUAAACCACGUACAUGUUGCUACCAGGAGUAGGAUCGGGAGGCGGUGAUUAAUGGGCAUGAGCGAUGGGACGUUGUGGCGAAAGAGAUGAACCUCACCAGGGGCUACAUCUGGUCUUGGUCUUGGCCGAGGUCAUGGUGGCGAUUUGUUUGCAUGGGCGGUUGAAUCGAUGGGGGUUCGACUUUAAGUGUGGCGUGCAUCAAUCUCGCCUGCGGGACGUGCGGGGGGACUCAAUUUAGGGUGGCGAAUCUGACCGAACUUGACGGCUGCUGUGCUUUACUGAGAGAAUGGCUCUGUGCUGGGCAGUUCGAUAGAUAGAGAAAAUGAUAUACGAUUGCAUUG
Messenger RNA from Saitoella complicata NRRL Y-17804, 1603 nucleotides. RefSeq lists its product as uncharacterized. Lineage: Eukaryota; Fungi; Ascomycota; Saitoellomycetes; Saitoellales; Saitoellaceae. Gene Ontology annotation, cellular component: mitochondrion. The transcript is spliced from 2 exons. The record is from RefSeq and is a predicted model, not a curated record. The coding region runs from base 373 to 1266 and encodes 297 amino acids.